This is a messenger RNA of Entrophospora candida, 645 nucleotides long. NCBI's taxonomy places the organism in Eukaryota, Fungi, Glomeromycota, Glomeromycetes, Entrophosporales, Entrophosporaceae. The record is from the annotation of a GenBank genome assembly.
AUGAUGGCACAAAAUAGAGAAACGAAUGAUGUGGUUGCAUUAAAACGUAUAAGGCUAGACAAUGAAGAGGAAGGCGUGCCAUGUACAGCGAUACGUGAAAUAUCAUUAUUAAAAGAAUUAAAGCAUCCUAAUAUAGUAAGGCUUUAUGAUGUUUUACAUACAGAAAAAAAAUUAACACUGGUAUUUGAAUAUUUGGAUUCCGAUUUAAAAAAAUUUCUGGAUAACUAUGCUGGUGAUUUAGAAAUUGUCACAAUCAAGCAAUUAAUGUAUCAACUUCUUAAAGGAAUCGCAUUUUGUCAUGAACAUCGAGUUUUACAUAGGGUGGGUGAAUUGAAAUUAGCGGAUUUUGGUUUAGCACGUGCUUUUGGAAUCCCAGUUCGAAGUUAUUCUCACGAGGUUGUGACAUUAUGGUAUAGAGCACCAGAUGUAUUAAUGGGUUCCAGACAAUAUUCAACAUCUAUCGAUGUAUGGUCGGCUGGUUGUAUAUUUGCUGGAACUCCAACAGAAGAAACAUGGCCGAGAGUUUCACAAUUACCAGAGUACAAGAGUGAUUUUCCGAUUUAUCCUCAAAUGUCACUAGAUUCACAUUUACCUAAACUUGACAAUUUGGGACUUGAUUUAUUAAGUGUAAGAAAAAGAAAAUGA